Messenger RNA from Bipolaris victoriae FI3, 2094 nucleotides. RefSeq lists its product as hypothetical. Bases 1 to 2094 code for a protein of 697 amino acids. The record is from RefSeq and is a predicted model, not a curated record. Lineage: Eukaryota; Fungi; Ascomycota; Dothideomycetes; Pleosporales; Pleosporaceae. Gene Ontology annotation, biological process: silent mating-type cassette heterochromatin formation. The transcript has a single exon. Gene Ontology annotation, cellular component: rDNA heterochromatin; SHREC complex.
AUGACUCCUGGCCGAGUCGUCGUACGACUCCAGCCUGGUUGUUCCGACGGCGAUCCGCUGCACGUUCCAGCCUCAGGCACGCACACCCAAAUUAAUCCUCCCACAUUAUACCUCGAGAAAAUCGGUCAAUUAUGGAUGGAGCAGUGUGGAAGCGCCCAGUCGGGAGUGCAUUACAUUCUCGAAGCUCUCCCCACAGGCUAUACCAUGUGGCAGAGGCCACGGCCCUCAGAUCCCAAAUGCUUCGACAAGUAUCUGUUUGGACACCCCAGCCACAAGAAAUUUGAUUCUCCAAACCGGUUCUUUCCCCACUUCGGAUAUCUCAUGAACAAUGGCGGCAACAGCAUAGGAUGUCCCUGUACUGUUUGUCGCGGCCCUCCCCGCGCUAUGUCCAACAGCUCCCGCCCCAGAAGUUCUGCUAGCUCAUCCAAUGUUUCAGCUUCUGCAUCUUUUUCGAGUCGACCCAACAGCGCCCACCGCGUCCAGCCAACUCCGGUCCCACCCCUGGUUAUAAUCUCGCAACCUGCAGCUCAAGGAAGGCCCAAAAAGCUAAGCCCUGGCCUCGAUAUGACCAGAACAGAUCAGGAUGGUACACCCGACGUCUAUCGGAACCUAGUUGAAAAGCUCCGAAGCCACAAAUGCAUUGAUCAGCCCAUCCAAGAGCCUUUGAGUCCUGAUUGGCGAGCGGAACAGGAGAGCAUCCCGAAGCUACUGCAAACCCUCAGAUCACAAGACCAAUGGAUUCCUCGUAAUGGAGACAUUAUCAUGUUCAUCCGCCAUCUGGCUGAUGGAGUCGCUGUCACAAGACAUGACAUUACCAACGAGUUGUGCUUGUAUGAUGAGCAGACGGAUGAGUUUCUUGACGUCCCACGCUGGGAGGCUGGUCUAGUAACAGAGGUGGCCCAAACGCCGACCACUGACCUCUUAGACUCAACCAAGAAUUCCAACGGGUCGUGCUCGGACAUGAGAGUAGAACUCAUUCCCCACCCAAACAACCCUGAUAAAUCGCUUUCGAAGCGGUACAAGUACAUCUCAUUGCGACAAAGUCGUCCUUUCUUUCUUUGGAAAGAGCUUCUUCAUCAUGUAGAUCAAGACCUUUGGCACCCAAGCAUCAAGAAUGCUCUAGCUUUGACCUCAACCCUCUCACUUAUGGGAAAGCAUCGCUUUCGAGGAACAUGGCCAGAGGCGACGAUAUACUGCCAUGGCAUCUUUGUCGGCUCAGAAAUGCUGGCUGUCGGUGACACCGUCCGUCUUCUUCCAACCAAGUCCGAUCAGGCUGUGUGCACCGACAUCAUGAGCAUCAAGUCUAUCAGGCUAAAAUGGUCGAAUUUGGACAAGGCCUCGACCGACGACUACGAUGAAGGACGACCCUUCAACUCGGCAAUCUGGUUAUAUGGUUGCGCCUACACGAGCGAUGCUUCUAGGUCAGACAAACGAUGGGUUUCUGAUGCUCCGAUCCCUAGAGCAGCCCAAGACUAUGGAGAUUUCUAUCCUCUUCAUCCGCCAGACAAGGAGCUCGCCAUCCCCUACGCUCGUGUCGCCGGCCGCUUGCACGAGCGCAAUGCCAUGGCACAACUUCUCGGAUACGAUUCUGACGAUAUUGUAACACUUAGCCUCGACCUUGGUCGACGGGCUUUGAUUGAUGCGCGUGCAUUUUCGCGAAAAAAUAACGAACGCAUCUCACAAACUGCCGAUGCUACCUGGUACUGGGGUGAUGAUCGGGCCGAGGCAUUGGGUCUGCGCACUAUCAACGGGCUGGAUGUUUCUAGGUUCAACCAGGAACACGAUGUCAAGGCGCUCCGUAAGCAAUACCGUAUUCUGGAUGCAGCGAAUGCGAACGAGGAUGAGAGCGAGGAUGUGAAGCCCAGUCUUGAUAAUGCGUUCGGUGGUCGAUUACAGCGUUUCAUGGCACCUACACUGCCAGUCCGGGCGGCCAAGCCAAGAGAAUCUGGCCACAACAAACAUGAUGGCAAGAAACGAGGUCGGGUUGUUGACCUGGAAGAUGAUUUCGAAGACGAGAUCCGCCAGCACACACAGGUCAUCAACCGUCAGGUGCCUUCGGUCAAAAAGACAAAAGUCAUGGUCGUUAUUGACUGA